AUUGUUUGUUGAGUUUGCCCAUUCCUUAGAGCAGUAUAUCCUCUCCAGAGUCUCAACAUGACAGCAGUAUCUCUUAUGCUCUGAUGACAGAUUUUUCCUUCUUGCUUUUGGAUUGGAUAGAUAACGAAAGUUCAAGUCUUUGUAUCUUGAAGAAAUGGCAUUUCUGUUAUCAACAAGAAUAGUCACGCUGAGCCCCAAGCUACACGACACCACAAGAACUAUACAGGAAAACCCAGAAACAACACUUUGUUUUUUCCCUGUUUGCAAAAACACUGCUUUUACAGGAUUGGGUGACAAGAAAAACAGACAAAACAGAGUUUCAACUAUUAGUUUAGCAGUAAAGAACCAAUCUUUUAAUCAAACAACAGAGAAAAUUCAUGGUAAAAUCACACGUAGAAGGGGAAAGAAUCCGGUUUGGAGUGAGGGAAGAGACGAGGAUGAGAAUUAUGGGGCUGUUUGCCCCGGUUGUGGAGUCUUUAUGCAAGAUAAAGAUCCAAAUCUUCCGGGGUACUAUCAGAAAAGGAAGGUUAUUGACAGGAAAGUAGUACAGAAUGACGAUGGAGAUGACAUGGAGGAGUAUUUUGAGGAUGAACUUGAAGGGUUGGAAGAGAAUUUUGUGGAUGACAUUGAGGGAAAAUUUGAGGGAAGUGAUGCAGAAGAAGAUAAUUUGGUAGAGGGAGAUGAGUUUGAUUGGGAUUCUGAUGAAUGGGAAGCUAAGUUUAUAAAAGGAGAGGAUGGUCUAGAGUUUGAUGGUUUUGCUCCAGCAAGUGUCGGGUAUGGUAAUAUUACAGAAGAGAUAAUGGAGAAGGGUAAAAGGAAGAGAUUGUCGAAAGCAGAAAGGAAGAGGAUGGCUAGGAAAGCAAAGGAUGAGAAAGAGGAGGUUACUGUGUGUGCAAGAUGUCAUUCUUUGAGGAAUUAUGGGCAGGUGAAAAACCAAUCUGUUGAAAACUUGAUACCUGAUUUUGAUUUUGAUAGAUUAAUUGCAACUAGGUUGAUAAAGCCUACUGGGAAUGCUAGCGCUACUGUUGUUGUUAUAGUUGUUGAUUGUGUUGAUUUUGAUGGUUCCUUCCCGAAACGGGCUGCGAAGCCAUUGUUCAAGUUGUUGGAAGAGGCCCAAAAUGACCCUAAACUUUCCAAAAAGUUGCCAAAACUUGUUCUUGUGGCUACAAAAGUUGAUCUCCUCCCCUCACAAAUCUCACCUACUAGGUUAGAUAGAUGGGUUAGGCACCGAGCUAAGGCUGGAGGGGCACCCAAACUUAAUGGGGUAUAUUUGGUUAGUUCCCGCAAGGAUUUGGGGGUAAAGAAUUUGUUGGCAUUCAUAAAGGAAUUAGCAGGUCCUCGAGGAAAUGUGUGGGUUAUUGGGGCUCAAAAUGCAGGGAAGUCUACUCUAAUUAAUGCAUUUGCAAAGAAGGAGAAGGCAAAUAUAACCAGGCUUACAGAAGCUCCUGUUCCAGGGACAACUCUUGGGAUUUUGCGAAUUGGGGGGAUUUUGUCAGCCAAAGCAAAGAUGUAUGACACUCCAGGGCUCCUACAUCCAUAUUUAAUGUCUAUGAGAUUAAAUAGAGAUGAGCAGAAGAUGGUUGAAAUACGAAAGGAGCUAAAACCUCGGACAUACAGGAUGAAGGUGGGGCAGGCUGUUCAUGUUGGUGGCUUGAUGAGACUAGAUCUUAAUCAUGCUUCAGUGGAGACAAUUUACGUUACAGUUUGGGCAUCACCAAAUGUUUCUCUACACAUGGGGAAGGUGGAAAAUGCUGAUGAAAUAUGGAAGAACCAUGUUGGUUUCAGAUUGCAGCCACCCAUCGGUGAAGACCGAUCUUCUGAAUUAGGCAAAUGGGAAGAGAGGGAAGUUAAAGUGUCUGGAAGUAGUUGGGACGUGAACUGCAUUGACGUUGCAGCAGCUGGCUUAGGUUGGUUCUCCUUGGGUUUCAAGGGUGAAGCAACAUUGGCAUUAUGGACGUAUGAUGGCAUUGAGAUAACCUUGAGAGAACCUUUAGUUCUUGACCGUGCACCAUUUCUUGAAAGACCUGGAUUUUGGCUACCCAAAGCGAUAUCUGAUGCCAUUGGCAACCAAAAUAAACUUGAACCCCAGAAAAGAAAAAAUUUUGAUGAAAGUGCAGAUUACCUCUCUUAGGUUUCUGCUUGAAGUGGAUUUGUUAUAGUACUGGUCGUUUUGUCUGUAAAAUCAUUUGAAAAAAAACCCAAUGCCUGCUUGGCUCUGCUUGUUCAUCACUUCAACUUAUCUACUGGAGGAAUAUCAUUGAAACAAGCAAGUCUUUUGUAGACCUAAACGGAAAUUCAACAAGCAUUUUGCUGCUUCCUUUGCAUUUAUACGUGCAUGCAUUGCACAAAAUAAAUAGAUAGGAUGAGAUGAAAGAUAAUUCUCUCUAUUUUUAUAUUUU
Molecule: messenger RNA, 2399 nt
Organism: Durio zibethinus
Lineage: Eukaryota; Viridiplantae; Streptophyta; Magnoliopsida; Malvales; Malvaceae
Gene: BPG2
Product: P-loop containing nucleoside triphosphate hydrolases superfamily protein
Biological process (GO): brassinosteroid mediated signaling pathway; chloroplast rRNA processing
Cellular component (GO): mitochondrion; chloroplast stroma
Molecular function (GO): GTP binding
Source: RefSeq, a predicted model, not a curated record